AGAGCCUUGGUAAAUUAGUCAUGAAAUAGGUAAUACAGAUUUAUUGAAAAAGCGAUAUUGCCAGUAUCUGUUGCUUACAAGCCAGGAAAGCAGUCUGAUUAGCUAGCUUUCUGCACCAUUCUUACCUCUUCACUCUCUUCCUAAAUACAAAAGGCUACGCCGUUUCAGUUGACUACCAACUAGUUCCACACCGCAGCGUUAUCGUGUCGGAUCAGAUCGGACUUCGAUGAAGGCAGGCUAUUGAAAUUGCUUCCUCUCCUAAGAGAGAUCCAUCUGUUAUGUUCCCCUGCUUGGAAGACAUGAAAUUGUAUAAUAUAGGAAAAUAUAUGGCACUAUCAUCAACUUGCAGCCUGAUGUUGGUACGGUCAGAAUUUGGGAAGCUUGAUUAUUGAAAGUUGUGAUCGUUUAAAUGAUUUUAUAAUCACACUCUGGGGUUGUUUGUCUUGAAAUAAUUGAUUGUAAGAGCAUGGCAGAAAUUAUGGAAGCACAGAAAAAGCACGUAAAGAUUUUAUUCCCUCAAUUACGCUCCUUAAGGAUGGAAAAUCUUCCACAGCUCCGAGGAUUCUACGUUGGUGACACCAUUAUUGAUCUCCCAAAUCUGGAAGAAGUAAUAGUGAAUCAAUGCCCCAAACUUGAGAUCUUCAGUCACCUUGUAUCUGCUCCCAAAUUGCAGUAUGUAAAGACAUCCAAACAAGGUACAACUGCUAGGAUAUGGAGCCAAGAUCUUAAUGCCCCGGUUUCACAGUUGCACAAAGGACAGUUCACAAUUUGGACGGAUGAAACUGAAAGCAAAGGUAAGCCACAAGUAGAAGCUGCCGGAGCAUCAGGCACACAACGAGAAGACGCUGUAGAUGAGAAAGCAAUACCAAGUGAAAAAACUGAGGUGAUUUCGGGAGUUACGUCAGAAUUGGACAUGCCAUAUCCCAUAUCUGAUGCUGAAAGUCAAGGGACAUCGUCAAGUCAUGAAAUAGAACAUGAGACUGCUCAAAAAGAAGUUGAGGUUCUUGAAUUGACAGACCAUGCUCGUCUGUCAAGAGAGGCUGCUUCCACGUCUGCAUUAUCCACCCCUAGUAAUAUAGAUGUAGUGGAACCGGUUGCUAUAAUUCCUUCCUCCAAACAUGAUGAAACAGAAGUAGCUGCAGCCACAAUGACAACCAUUGAAUUGUCAGACCAUGUCCGUCUGUCAAGAGAGGCUGCUUCAACAUCUGCAUUAUUAAUGCCAAGUGAUGAAGAUGUGAAACCAGUUGCUAUAAUUCCUUUCGCCAAAGAUAAUGAUACAGGAGUAGCCUCAGCCGCAAUGACAACCAUUGAAUCGACAGAUCAUGUCCAUCUGUCAAGAGAGGCUACUUCAAUGUCUGCAUUAUCCACACCAAGUGAUAUAGAUACUGUGGAACCGGUUGCUAUAGUUCCUUCCUCCGAAGAUUAUGAAACAGGAGUAGCUGCAGCCACAAUGACAACCAUUAAAUCAACAGGCCAUGUCCAUCUGUCAAGAGAGGCUGCUUCAACGUCUGCAUUAUCUUCCAACGAAGCCACAAUGACAACCAUUGAGCAGAGGGUGUCGAAGAUCUUGGAAUGCAUGGCCACUCACGCAAGAAUUGCUCUUCAUGGAGUUUGUGGGACGGGCAAGUCCAGUGUGCUGAGAGCAUUGGUCAGUAAUCCCAAAAUCAAAGGGAAGUUUGAUUUCAUCAUUUCCGUAACAGUCUCAAAGUUCUGGACCCCAAACAAGAUACAAGAUCAAAUCAAGCAGCAGCUUCCUGCCUCUUCCGAUGCUAUACCAUUCCAAAUUUUGGAAGGCAAAAGGUUUUUGCUUUUACUGGAUGAUGUUUGGGAAAUGAUUGAUCUACCGAACUUGGGCAUUCCUAAUCUUAGCCUGGAAAAUGGUGGCAUGAUGGUACUUGCAACUAGAGAAUUGAAGGUUUGUUAUGAUAUGGAGGUGACUAAAGUGGUCGAGAUUGAACCUGUCUCCAGAGAAGAGGCCUGGAAACUGUUCCAUGAUCAGGUGGGAGGCAUAGAUGACUUGCCAAAUAUCCACCACUUUGCUCGAGGUAUAGUAGAAGGCUGUUGCGGUCUGCCUUUGUUGAUUAUUGCUACUGGGAGAGCCCUUUCUGAUGAAGAAAAUGUUGCCGUAUGGGAGGAUGCAUUCAAUGAAUUUUCGGUGCCUGGUAGAGAUGUCACAUCUUGUAUGGAGGACCUAAUUCAGCUGUUAAAAUUCAGUUUCGACCGCCUCAAGUCUCGUAGCCUAAAGAGCUGCUUCCUUCAUUGUGCCUUGUUCUCAGAAGAUCAAGAGAUCGAUACUAGAAAAUUUAUUGAAUACUGCAUCAGAGAAGAUUUAAUUGCUGGAACUUGGUCAAAGCCAUAUGCUAGGGGGCAUGAUAUUGUUGAAGCUCUUCAACAUGCUUUAUUGUUGGAAACAGCUGAAGAUGGUCUCUCCAUCAGAAUGCCUUAUGUGAUGAGAGACUUAGCAUUGGGGAUCUUGUCAUCAGACAACAGUGGCCGCCAGUUUCUGCUGCCAGCUUAUUCAAAGCAAUUGGAGCGAGAAGAAAGAUCAUUAUCCACUAAAUUGUUUAUUGAUGAUCAUCAUCGAUUCUUGUGGAGAGUUGCUGCACACCUAACUGAGCUGCCGACCGAGGAAGCAUGGAAAAAAGCCAAGAUGAUGUUUCUGAUUGAUAAUGAGCUGUCCAUUCUACCUGAAAAACCAAAUUUUCCUGCGCUCGAGAUGUUGUUUCUACAAAGGAACAAUCAGCUUAGAGUGUUACCAGAUCUUUUCUUUGACAACAUGCCUUGCCUUGCAGUUCUGAACCUAUCCAAGACCAGUAUCAAAUACUUGCCAAAGUCGAUUUCAAGACUUUCCAAGCUAGAAACACUUAUUCUCCGUGAUUGUGAACACCUAGUCAAGCUCCCCUCUGAAGUCGGAUCCCUUAAACCUCUUCAGGUACUAGAUCUCAGGGGAACAGAGAUCAUUGAAUUACCUGCAAAGAUUGCGGAGCUAGACUCUCUAAGCCACUUGGAAGUAUCCUUGUAUGGAUCUAGCACCUAUAGUGAACAUGAUAAGCUUCCAACCCCAUUCCUUUCUAGACUUGAAGCAUUGGAAACACUCCGCAUAAGUGUGUACCCAGGAGAUAUUUGGUGGCAAAAGAGUGUUGAGUUUAUCAUCAAGGAAGUGAGCAAAUUGAAAAACUUGAGUUCUCUUUCCUUCUAUUUCCCACAAGUGAAGUUUCUUGAGCUGUUCCUCCAAGAAAGCAUAUCAUGGAAGGAAGAAAGACUAACAGAGUUUAAACUUAUUGUUGGCCAUGAUGUCAAGUUUAAUGCACCACGAGUCCCACCAACCGUAAAGCUGAAUUAUAUUUCAGUAUUGGGUCAGUGCUUGAGAUUUGUCAACAGUGAGGAGAUACCAGACGCCGUUCUUCAAGUGUUGGCUCGAUGCACUGCUUUCUAUUUAGAUCAUCAACUCAGCAUCACCAGUCUAUCAGAGUUUGGGAAUGGCACGAUUAACAAGUUGAAAUAUUGUAUAAUAAGUGAAUGCCCACGGCUUGGAACUGUUGUAGAAAGCAAGGAGGGAACUGAAGCUGUAUUUCCAUGCCUGGAGCACUUGAGUAUUCAUUAUUGCUGGAGAUUGGCAUGCAUUUGGGAGGCUGUUGUCCCCAAAGGAAGCUUUGCAGCUCUAAGAAGUCUGUCCUUGUGUACAUGCCCAGAGUUGACAUAUGUUUUCAAAAGCUCAAUGCUGCUGUUCUUUUCUAACUUGGAAGAGUUGAAGGUUGAUGACUGUGAAGCAAUUGAAAAAAUAAUUUCUGAUGAUGAUGAGAUUAGUGAAGCUCGUUGCAUUUCACUCAAGAGUUUAAAACUUCACUAUCUUCCUGAAUUGGUUCACAUUGGGGAAGGUCCUCAGGCUAAGGUCUUGUUUGAAUACAUAGAGGUCUAUGAUUGCCCUCAGUUGAAGCAGAUUUUUGAAGAUUCGGAAUUGAAACAGACUUUGAAAAAAAUCAGAGCUGAUAAGGAUUGGUGGAAUGGAUUAGAGUGGGAAGAACCUGCAGUAGGCUCGUAUUUCGAAGCCGUCUUCAAGGAAGGGAAAGAGUGAUUGGUUCUGUUGUGCCAAACCAUCAUUGGGUCAGUCCAUGUUGGCCACAAGUUAUAAGAAAAGGAACAAUGUGACACUAGCCAGCCGUUAGUUUCCAUUAUUUUCACCAAACUUUAUAGCAAAAUCAAUGGGAACAAGUCUGUGUCAGUUCUCAUGAUCAACUGUGAUGAUGUUUAUUUUGCUAUUUCAUUGCUGUCCGCGUCGAACUCUACUUAUUUCGGAACAUACUAAUUGGAUGAGAAAGGAUUGCAAUUUACUAAAA
Molecule: messenger RNA, 4337 nt
Organism: Gossypium arboreum
Lineage: Eukaryota; Viridiplantae; Streptophyta; Magnoliopsida; Malvales; Malvaceae
Product: disease resistance protein At4g27190-like
Exons: 4
Coding region: 467-4075 (1202 amino acids)
Molecular function (GO): protein binding; ADP binding
Source: RefSeq, a predicted model, not a curated record